Molecule: messenger RNA, 808 nt
Organism: Hymenoscyphus albidus
Lineage: Eukaryota; Fungi; Ascomycota; Leotiomycetes; Helotiales; Helotiaceae
Source: the annotation of a GenBank genome assembly
AUAUUCUCUCCAUUCAUUCGCAUCAUGUAUUUUCUACUUAUUGGGGCUUCUGGCCGAACUGGCACUCUCGUGCUGGAAGAAGUACUGCGUCGUGGUAGCCACCCAUAUCGUCGCUCAUGUCCUGGCAACUGCUAACUCUAACUCAGGACAUACUGUCACCGCGCUCGUUCGCGACCGUAGCAAGGUCACCCCACGUGAUGGUCUGACGUUAGUUGAAGGGACCCGGUUUGAGCCUCUAGAUAUCGAAAAGGCUCUCGCGGCAGCUCCCAGUACUCCAACAAAUGCUACCAUUGUAACUCUGAACACCGCCCGCAAGAGCGACAACCCAUUCGCUGCGAUGGUAUCGCCACCACAAUUGAUGACGCAGUCAAUGAAAACUCUUGUCACAGCCUCGAAGGCCACCGGCGUCAAAAAGGUCGUGGAUUUGCAAGCUCAUGGUGUUGGCAACUCCUUCCCCACGCUCUUCUUUGUGAUGCGAGUGAUGGUGAAGAAGUCGAACAUGUCGUUCUCGUACAAAGAUCACGAGUCUGCUGAGACCGUUCUCAGAGAAAGUGGGUUGGAUUUCGUGUUUGCACGCCCGACUCGACUCACAGAUGGCCCUGCAGCCCCAAUUCACUUUUAUGGAGAUACCGGCCGUGGUAUCAGCAGCUUUGCUGGAAUGAACAGGCGGAGCACAGCCGAGUUCUUGGUUGAUGCAGCCGAGAAGAAGGAUUGGGAUGGAACUACACCUGUGAUGUCAAAUUAGGUGGAGUGGCGUAAAAUCGAGGGGCACAGACAGAUAGUGAUAGAGCUCUUUUGGAUAUAAAUU